Molecule: messenger RNA, 2598 nt
Organism: Cyprinus carpio (common carp)
Lineage: Eukaryota; Metazoa; Chordata; Actinopteri; Cypriniformes; Cyprinidae
Gene: cdkn3
Product: cyclin dependent kinase inhibitor 3
Biological process (GO): protein dephosphorylation
Cellular component (GO): nucleus
Molecular function (GO): protein tyrosine phosphatase activity
Source: RefSeq, a predicted model, not a curated record
UGCGCACUACGGAGCGGCGUGUCGACUGGGGCAAUGAGGACAAGUGAGUUUGAUUCAUCUGACGAAGAGGACUUUGGUGAAGUGGAAGCCACACCUUUUCAGAUCUCAUGGUUGUCUCUGUCAGUGGUGGAGUGUUCCCAGUCUCUUGGCAUUUGUUCCUUACCUGGAUGCAGAUAUAAAGAAACCAGAAGAAACCUGCAGAAAGAUGUUGCUGAGAUGUGUGAUCAGGGUGUGGAGGACGUGUUUGUGUUCUGUACCCGGGGAGAGCUGGUGCGUUACAGGGUGCCCUGUCUGUUAGAGGUUUAUUCUCAGAAUGGACUCAGAGUGCACCACCUCCCCUUCCCGGACGGGAGCACCCCAGACCUUCCGCAAUGCAACUCCAUUCUGGAAGAACUGCAGGACUGCCUGCAGAAUCAGCGCAGGACUGUCAUACAUUGUUAUGGAGGCCUGGGACGCUCAGGGUUAAUUGCUGCAUGUCUGCUGCUGCAGCUCUCUGUCUCCAUGACACCUGGUGCUGCUCUGGAGAUCCUGAGGGAGUUGAGAGGAGGAGGAGCUAUUCAGACCGUCAAGCAAUACAACUUCCUUCAUGAGUUUCGGGAGAAGUUUGAAGCAUAUCAAGAAACCAAAGAGCGACUUUCAGAGAGAUCAGUGUCCCGAUGAUCAACCUGACAUCAAGAUGAUGUAAAAGCAGAAAAAAUGACAAAUUACUUUGGUGUUUUUGCUCAAUUGAUUUUCUCUACUUUAUGAAUGCAUUUGUUUCUUUUCUGAUGGCACUUUAAAAAUUCUGUAUUUUUAUAAGUCGAUCUAAUAAUAUUGUGCUUAAUAUAUAACUUUAACUUUGCAAUUAAAUGGGUCUUGUUCAGUAAGUGAGUCUUGAAGGUGCAGCAAGUGAUUUCUGCGACACGCUGUUGAAAAUUGUAAUCAACACUCAAACACAAUUUUGUGAAUAUUUUCUAUCUCUUUUCUAUGUAUGUUGAAACAAAUUGUUUGUGUGUAGUCCUGGCUGUGUAAAUAAGGGAGAAACGUGGAUCUGACUGAGCACCGUAACACUCGUGUAGCCAAUCAGCAACAGGGGCGAUUACACUCAUGAUGAGGAGGAGAGAGCAUGAGCAAGCUUGACUAGACUAGAAAGAGAAAAAUGUUACAAGAAUAUCAUUAAAAGAAGGCUUACAAUCAGGCAAACUCUAGGACCUACAUUAAUAUGGGGAAAGCUUUGGGCUCUGAGGUUGCUGUGUUGCUGUGAGUAACAUUGGUUUUGUUACAUUUCACAAAAACCAAGACAUGCUUUUGCAAUAUUAUCUAUAGCGCUGCUGGUGCCUGGCUAUUACAAAAAGCAUUGCAUCAUUGGCUAUUACAGCUAUGAUGAAAGCAUCUAUUUCAGCAGACACUGUCUUGAUAAACCAUCUGUUAUAGUAUCAUAUAUAUAUAUAUAUUUUUUUUUUUGUCUGGGAAACCAUUGCUUAUGUGAGUAACGGUGAUUUGGAUGGUGGAUUAAGUUAUGCAGCUGUUGGCAAUCAUUCCUGGCAAUUCUUUAUUUUUUUUUUAAGUGGUCAGUAGUAAGGAAAUGUAUAAAGUUUGCAGCAAUUACCUAUGAAGUGGACCAAGGUAACAUGAACCAAACAAGCUGUUUUGUACAGCUAAAAAUAGCGGGACGCAGAUGAGACCUGAAGCCAGACCCAUAAAAUGUACAACUUUUUUGGGAAAAGUAAGGAGAUUUAUGCAAAGCAGCAUCACUGUUUUAUAAUAUCUUUGAAAUUCAAAUCAUUUUUAUCAUUGGAAAAAUAUUUCUUAAAAAUGUAUGCAAUCUUUUAUUUAUUUUUUAAGUGGAAAUGACUAACAAAGCUGAAAGGUUUUUUUUUCUUUUGUUUAACUAUUAUAAGCAUUACAUCACAAAAUUAGCAAUUUUAUCAAGCGAUUACAUAAAAAAAAAAAUUACUGUCCUAUUCUUUCCGUUUAAACCAAACCUAUUUUACCAUGAUUACUUUAGCCAAAUGGAAUAAACGACACAAAAAGCCAUCAUAAAAUGAUCAUUUGUCAUGAUUUGUGUAUGAGCGUUUAUUUGAAACUUUAAGCAAUAUUACAAGCCAGAAAGAAAAAAAAAAUAAAAAAUUACUAUAGCUUUUGCAAGACUUUAUAACACUCAAAUGCACAUAAUGCUGGGAUCACAAACACACAGGGGGAAAACAGCAAUCAGAAAAAAAAAAAAAAAAUCAAUCCCUAAAUCAAUCACAGGGAAAAAUCUAAAUUAACUUAUUACUCUGAAUAUAACCUUGGUGGUUCAGCUUGGUGAUUAUGAACAGCUAUCAGUGAGAUGUGAGGUACAGAAUCCUUCCACACAGCUCUGCUUUGAAUCCAGAUACAAACUCUACAGCAUCAGCUCAGGACUGAAGCCUGUUUGUGAUUACUGACAAGCUAAAAGAAAAUGGCAUCUUGGCACACUGAGAUCAUGCCAACAUCAAACCAAAAUAUUCAAAAUAGUGUCCACACUCAUCUCUAACUCACAAAAACAUAAUGAAAGUAAAACAAAAUCAGAAAACAAUUACACUUAGAAAUAUGAAAUGCACACAAUAAAAAAAAUGUAAAAGCAAAAAAAAAAAA